AUGUCGAGUAUAGAGGUUGUCGCAUCUGUGAAUGAUGUUGCAAGCGCAGGCUUCACACUAUCCCUCAUCCUCAAUGCGAUAAGUUGCGAAAUAGCGAACGCUCCCUGCGAGAUCAAGGCUAUUUCCAAGAGUGUCACCCUGUACUCCCUCCUGCUCAAGCAAACCGCUGCUGCUCUCGAGAAGCCUGACUCAGUUCACUCGGAAGAGGCGACCCGCACCACAGAACAGGUAUUGGAAGAGAGCAAUGCCGUUUUCGAUGACAUCAAUGCCAUGCUUGAGAGAGUGCGUACAAGGCAAACCGAUGGCACGGUGUCGCCCUCGAUGCCGCAAAAGAUAAGAUGGUCCUUCAAGAAACAUUCAAUCGAGUAUUUGCUUGGACGCUUGGAUCGCUUACAGAUGAGCCUCUCUCUGAUGCUUCAGAUAAUACAACUCGGUACUACUAUGGCCUCGACCUCGCGCCACGACCCACCCGAAAGAGUUCGAUUGAUGAUGGCCAAAGUAUCGAGAGAGCGUGUCGAAGCCCAGACAGUCCUGCUACAGUAUUUUCAGGAAAGCCAGACACUUAAUACGUUAUAUAUGGCGGCUCGGGAAGAGGCCACCGAAUACAUUUCGCCUCUUGACUACCAGAAAGACGACAGAGACCGUAAUGCUUUCACUCUAGUUUCUUCGCGCAAUUCGCAGAUAACCAAGAAUGACGAUGUAGUGCCUCCCACGGAGACUGGCCUUGUCACAAGUCAACACAAACCUAUUCUUACUGGCUUAGGCGAUAAUUGGGCUAGGUUAGGUGCGUCAAAAGAAGAGAUGGUGCGACGAUCGGAAGAGAUUACCAACCAGCUGUUGGAGAGGUGGACAAUCUGGCGACAAAGGCGUGAUCAGGAACCCCGCCAGGCUCGCUCGACACAAGAUGCGCAAUACAAAUCUCAGGUGCAAGACUUAUACGACGAAGAAGAUAGCCCAUUUUACGAAAGAUUUCAAGAACGCGAGGACGGUGCCGCCGGCAAGUAUCUUGAGGGGCCAACGACAGAUUGGCGGCAUCCACAUUCCGCGGACGCGAGGCAAGAAGCACGAAGACUACGGAAGGCGUACGAGCCAUAUCAGCCAAGUAUCGAGGGCAGUAGCGACAUAGAUGCUUCUCCCGGCAGCAACAGCUCAAGAAAACGUCCCCCAAAGAAACACAUCAUCGAUUCUGAUCCAGAGACAUCCGACUCCGAGCACUCAGCAGCAGAAGAGAAAACACGACCGAGAAGAAGGAGCAGCGCUAUUGUGGUGCCUGUACGCCAGAGGUCGACAUAUUACGACGAACCCGCCUCUAUCUCGAAGUCGUACAAUGUUCCUUCCGAGCUGCCAGCACCUCAGCCAUCGCGGACCAUAGCUAACACCAGUGCGGCACGCCCGUCUGUUUCUACAUAUGGCCAGCAAACAUUGCAACGCCCCUUCGCGUCGCCAGACCAAAGCCUACCACGUCAUUCCUUCUCAUCGCCAACACCUGCACACACUCAUAAUAACUCAUUCUAUCAGCCAUCUCCUGGACCUGCUGCACCAGCACAAUACUUCCCUUCAUCUCCCCAAAGUCAAGCCUUCCCACAAGCUCAGGGCCAAAAUCAGCAAUCACGUUACACACCAAGACAACAACCUCAAAGUACUAGGUACAAUCACCCGCAGCCCCGACCACCUUCUCGAGAGGGGACAGUGAGGCCAAGGUCUCGGGAUGGAAAGCCUUCCAGGUCUCCCUCGAGAUUGUCGCGUGAAUACACAACAGCUGAUUACAAGGCCUACGAGGAGGAAAGGAAACGGCACAAGAAAGAGUCAAGGCGCAAUCUUAGCAAUGGUGCUGCUAAAGGCUUACUAGCAGGUGGUGGUAUCGCCGUUCUCUUAGAAGCAUUGGAUUCUUUAAGCUAG
Molecule: messenger RNA, 1899 nt
Organism: Lithohypha guttulata
Lineage: Eukaryota; Fungi; Ascomycota; Eurotiomycetes; Chaetothyriales; Trichomeriaceae
Exons: 2
Coding region: 1-1899 (632 amino acids)
Source: RefSeq, a predicted model, not a curated record